CCCGUGGGAGUGGUUACACAAUAUUUGAACACUGAACCUUUGCUCUUGGCAUACUUUCGGUUGUCUUUUUUCAUUUCUGAUGUUAACGGUGUGACAUGUAAACAGCUUUGUCCUAAAGUACUAGGCACUAGAAGCAGGCAGUUCAAGUGGAAGUGUGAACUUUAUUUUGACAGUAUUGGUAUGGGUGUGUUCAAGUACUCCGUAUUGGACUUCCUCUUAAUUUGUGCGGGUCUGCUGUUCUUACUGCUCGACAUAGCGCUGGAUAUAUAUGCUGUUGUGUCUUUCUACCAGGAAAAGGAUUAUGUGAGCCUCGGUAUCCUGCUGCUACUUCUCGUGGGCUCGUCCUUUCUUGUUCAGGCCUACAGCUGGCUGUGGUACAGCUACGAGGACUUUGAGAGGCAGACGAAGGUUGAGAAAUGCCUGAGCCUGUGCCAGCUCAAGAUUCUUCAUGUGUUCCAGCUGGGAAUCUACUUCAGGCAUGCAGGUGUCGUGGAGAUGUCUGUACGCAGUUUCCUCAAGAAGAGGAAUGACCCCGGGAGUAUCGCCGUCUAUCUGAGCCACGACCUGAGCAUGCUGCGGCUCAUAGAGACGUUUUCAGAGAGCGCCCCUCAGCUCGUCCUCAUGCUCACCAUCAUUAUGCGGCGCGGCGAGCUCGAUCCUGUGACAGUGUUGAAGGCCCUUGGGUCAGCCUCAGCCAUCGCCUUCAGUGUGACCAUGUACCACCGCUCCCUGCGCUCCUUCCUGCCCGACAAGAUGAAGCAGGAGAUGAUUUCAUCAGUGGUCUACUUUCUCUGGAACCUGUUUCUCAUCUCGUCUCGCCUCACUGCACUCGCCCUCUUUGCCUCCAUGCUGCCGUGCUUCAUCUUCACCCACUUCUUUUGCUCUUGGGUGGUUUUAUUCUUCUUCGUCUGGCAAUCCAAGACGGACUUCAUGAAUAGCCCUUGCGGAGAAUGGCUUUACCGAGCCACCGUGGGCCUCAUUUGGUAUUUUGACUGGUUUAAUGUGGUCGAGGGGAGGACAAGGUACAGGACUAUGCUCUAUCAUGGGUACAUGCUCGUUGACAUUUCACUCCUCUGCAGUUUGUGGUGCUGGAAGAUGAUAACAGAACCGCCUUAUUUUGUAAUUUCACCCCUGUAUGCUGUCAUCACUGCUGUCAGUGUGGUUGUAGUUUACAUCCUUGGUCUCAUAUCAAAAAUUAUAUAUUAUCAAUGCUACCAUCCAAACCUUGCUAAAGCGGAGUUGAAAGACGCAUUUGUUGGAGAUGAGGUAGACUUUCAUAUGUGCCAACCCAGUGACGAAGAUGUUACAAAUCGCAGCGGACUCAGCCCACCAGCACCCGACAUCAAACACAAUAAAAGAAUGAGGAAGUUGGCCGAAAACUUCUACUCCUGACCUGCAUCACUUGACAUCCACCAGACACAAAAGGUUAGACUGAGUCAUGCAUACUUGACCAGCCUUAUCAAUCAAGAUCAUGGGGUUUUUUGGGACAGGAGCUUGACCUGCUUCCUGAUUAUCCAUGGAUUCAACCUCAGGUUCAAGUCAAGACUGCUGUAUUCUCCUAAGUACUGUCUGCGCUGUAUUAACUAUAUGUACCAAUGCACAUGAAGCUGUCAAUCAUUAUUACCUCUGCCAAGUUUUCGGUUCAGUUUGCCCAUUUGUUUGUUGCCUUGUUUGUCCGUCAGCAGGAUUAUGGGAAAAACUACUGGGCCGAAUUUCAUGAAACAUGGUGGAAGGGUGUAGAAUGGGCCAAACAACAACCCAUUCAAUUUUGGAGCGGAUGCGAAUAAUGUGGCGGACACACAAAAGACUUUGAUUUUAUUUAAGACUGUGGCAUUUGUUCUGCAUUCAUGUGUUGUCAUAAUAAUCGCAAAAAUGAGUUCCCAACUGAGAGAAUUGAAUUCCCUCUGCAUUAACAUUGUGAGAUAGUGCAUGCUUUGGUGGAGUUCUGCACCCUCCGCUUGCCAUUGAAGUUUAAUUAGUUUUAAUUAUAAUUAUUAUUAUUAACGCAUUUAUGUUCUGCCUGUAUGAAAACAUGCCUCGACAAGAACCAGAUUUUAUUGUAAAUGUGUUAAAAAAUAUAUUUAUACCUGAUGGCUUGUUAAUAUGUAAUUGUAAAGUGGACAUAUUAUGCUUUUCUGUAUUUUCUGUUAUAUCUACAAUGUUAUGUCGGAUUUUCAUGUUAAACGUGGCCAAAACUUCAAAUGAGGUAAAUGUAUUUUAGACAAAUCCUCGUGAGCUAAAACAUUCAGAUUUCCAACUGUUAUGAACGCUCCGGUUUCAACAGUUUUUUUCUACUCUGGGCUGAGUUUUAUGCUGCUACACCACAGACAUUAAAGAACAUGAAGCAUGGCUACACUUCAUGCUGUCAGCAUUACUAAAAUUA
Molecule: messenger RNA, 2383 nt
Organism: Perca flavescens (yellow perch)
Lineage: Eukaryota; Metazoa; Chordata; Actinopteri; Perciformes; Percidae
Product: XK-related protein 8
Exons: 3
Coding region: 181-1392 (403 amino acids)
Biological process (GO): apoptotic process involved in development; engulfment of apoptotic cell; phosphatidylserine exposure on apoptotic cell surface
Cellular component (GO): plasma membrane
Source: RefSeq, a predicted model, not a curated record